Messenger RNA from Cyphomyrmex costatus, 1297 nucleotides. RefSeq names its product Protein phosphatase V (gene PpV). Gene Ontology annotation, molecular function: protein serine/threonine phosphatase activity. The transcript is spliced from 8 exons. NCBI's taxonomy places the organism in Eukaryota, Metazoa, Arthropoda, Insecta, Hymenoptera, Formicidae. The record is from RefSeq and is a predicted model, not a curated record. Bases 386 to 1297 code for a protein of 303 amino acids.
AUGACGAUGGCAGUGGGCUGCGUUCGUUACCCGAGUUCCUCCACAUAUCGUUUUAUUCUUGUUACUCAUCCAAAUUAAACAAGGAUAAGAUGGGGCACCCUCGGGCAACGUUUCCGAACGCAGCCUUGCAAGAGAGCCCAUCAUAAGAGCAGUUCAAUCGAUAAUUGAAGCAUGCGCACAAGUUACCAGUGCCGCCGCCAACCAGCACCAUGUGUGACAUGUGUCGCCGUCGUGACCUACUUCCACGGCGCUCUCAGUUCUCUGUGACUCUCUGUGAAAUUGUGAGAUCCAGUAUCCAGCAGCAUCGAGCCGAUCGGACACGGAGACUACGUAGCUGUAUGGGGGCGCGAUCAGUAUUGCUAUUUUCCUACCGUGCGAUUCCAAAAUGUCAGACGUCGAUAAAUGGAUAGAGAUCGCGAAAGAAUGCAAAUACUUGCCCGAGAAUGAUCUCAAGAAACUCUGUGACGUGGUAUGUGAUUUGUUACUGGAGGAAUCAAACAUCCAGCCUGUAUCUACUCCGGUGACGGUAUGCGGCGAUAUACACGGUCAGUUCUAUGAUUUAGAAGAACUGUUUCGCAAUGGUGGUCCUGUACCAGAUACAAAUUAUAUAUUCCUAGGAGAUUUUGUCGAUCGGGGAUACUACAGUUUAGAAACAUUUACUCGUCUGCUCACACUUAAAGCUAAAUGGUCUGACAGGAUAACAUUACUACGUGGUAAUCAUGAAUCUAGACAAAUUACACAUGUUUAUGGAUUUUAUGAUGAAUGCCAAAAUAAGUACGGCAAUGCUAAUGCUUGGAAGUACUGUUGUAGGGUAUUUGACUUGCUCACAGUUGCUGCCUUAAUUGAUGAACAGGUUCUUUGUGUACAUGGUGGAUUGUCUCCGGCUAUUAGAACACUAGAUCAAAUUAGAACGAUUGAAAGGAAUCAAGAGAUUCCACACAAAGGUGCUUUCUGUGAUUUGGUCUGGUCUGAUCCAGAGGAUGUAGAAACAUGGACGGUAAGUCCACGUGGCGCAGGUUGGCUAUUUGGCAGUAAAGUGACUUAUAUGUUCAUGGAAGUGAAUGAUCUUAAACUCAUCUGUAGAGCACACCAACUAGUUCAGGAAGGUUACAGGUACAUGUUUAAUGACAAACUCGUCACAGUAUGGUCAGCGCCAAAUUAUUGUUAUCGAUGUGGUAACAUAGCUAGUAUCAUGCAAUUCACAACAGUUGAUCAGAGAACACCCGUGCUGUUCCAGGCAGUGCCUGAUUCCGAGAGAGUAAUUCCACCUUUAACGCCCACUCCGUAUUUUUUGUGA